GCGGGGCGCGCGUGUUCCCCGCGGGCCGGCGCGGCGGGGGCGGGGGGCGCGGGGUCCCGCGGCCGCGGGCGGCGCACGGAGCGGAGCGGCGCGGAGCGGAGCCCCGGUGCCGCUCCGCCCGGGACAUUCGGUGCCGCCGCCCUGGGCGCAGGUAUCAGAAGUACUGUUCAUCUUCAGAGAGAUUCCCAGGAUGUAAGAAAUCAAGUGCUGUGUCAUGCAGCUGACAGGUCUGCUGGUGAGGCUGAGGGUCACAGCAAGGGCAGAAAUUCUUUAAACACGACACAGUCAAAUAAUCAGGGAAGUUUGGAGCUGUUUGCAAGAUCUACUGAGUUGGUUGCUCACCCUGUCAAAAGAAGCCACCAUCUGGGACAAGAGCACACUGCCAGCAGCUGCCAUGGCCAGCAAAAGAAAGUCCACAACUCCCUGUAUGGUGCGAACUUCUGAAGUCGUGGAGCAGGAAGGUGCCGAGGGCGUAGAGAUUCCUAAAGACAAGGGGACUGGUGCAUCACAGCAGGACUCCAAAAGAAACUGGCCUUCAGAAAACUCAGUCAAAGACUGUGAAGUGGUGGAGGCAAAGCCCGCAGGUGAAAAUCAGUCUAAGAAACCCCAGGGUGGUUAUGAGUGUAAGUACUGCCCUUACUCGACACAAAACUUAAAUGAAUUUACAGAGCACGUUGACACUCAGCAUCCAAAUGUCAUUCUCAACCCCCUGUAUGUCUGUGCUGAAUGCAACUUCACAACCAAAAAAUACGAUUCUUUGUCUGACCACAACACAAAAUACCACCCGGGAGAGACUAACUUUAAACUGAAAUUAAUUAAACGCAAUAAUCAGACUGUUCUAGAGCAGUCUAUUGAGGCUGCCACUAACGACGUCACUGUCACAAGCAGUGGGCUGGAAAAUGCAGAGUGUGACGAUUCGCUUCAUGGGGGAAUCGGCGCAAAUAAAGCGCCCGUGAUGAAAAUGGGAAAGCCUAAAGGGGAAUCCAAGAAGGGAUCUAAAAAGCCAGAAGAGGGAGUUACGGAAAACCACGUGGAUGGCGCUCUCCCCCGCAUCAUAACUGAAGCCACUGAAGCUAUUGCCUGCAUAAAUGGAGACCUUCUCCAGGAUGUGCUAGCCCAUGUUAUGCCCUCUGUACAGCUGCCACCAAAUAUCAACCUUGUCCCCAAGGUCCCGGUCCCUCUGAACAGUACCAAAUACAACUCUGCACUGGACACUAACGCGACCAUGAUCAACUCCUUUAAUAAGUUCCCUUACCCAACACAAGCAGAGCUGUCGUGGUUGACGGCAGCAUCGAAACAUCCCGAAGAACAAAUCCGAAUCUGGUUCGCUACGCAACGUUUGAAGCAUGGUAUAAGUUGGUCUCCUGAAGAAGUAGAGGAAGCAAGGAAGAAGAUGUUCAAUGGUACUAUCCAGGCAGUUCCCCAGACCAUCACCGUCCUGCCAGCUCCUCUGGCAACUGCAAAAAUGCCGCAGCCCAUCAUCCAGACAGCUCUGCCUUGUCAGAUACUGGGCCAGACUGGCCUGGUUCUGACUCCUGUGUCAAAUGGUUCAACUGUUUCCUGUUCACCAAUUACCCUUGCUGUUGCCCCAAACCAGGGGCAAAAGAGGACAAUACAGACUUUAUCAAGUGCCCCAGAGGCCAAGCGUCCUCACGUAGUUCAGGUGCCUGAGAUUCCUGCCAAGGUGACUGCUGUUCCAGCGACCCCGGCCAGCGAGCGGAAAAAGACCAAGGAGCAGAUAGCAGAGCUGAAGGCCAGUUUCAUGGCGAGCCAGUUUCCUGAUGAUGCAGAAGUGUACCGGCUUAUAGAGGCAACAGGUCUUUCCAGGAGUGAGAUCAAAAAGUGGUUCAGUGACCACAGGUACAGAAGUCAGAGGGGCAUUGUGCAAAUUCCUGGUGAAGCUUUAGGGAAAGAUCAAAUAGCACCUUCAGCUGCUCGACAUGGCCGGUCAUUUCACCCAUACACAGAUUUUACUCCCCAGAGAUUGAAAGAGAAAACUCAAGAGCAGCUUAGGGCCCUUGAGGAGAGUUUCUUAAAAUGCUCUUUUCCUACUCAGGGAGAAUUGGACAGGCUUCGAGUGGAGACAAAGCUGAGUAGGAGGGACAUAGAUUCAUGGUUCUCUGAGCGAAGGAAGAUAAGGGACAGCAUGGAGCAAGCUGUCUUGGAUUCAAUGGGAUCAUACAGAAAAAUUAAGGAUCAAGGAACUCCCAAUGGUGCAAUAAGCCAGGCAGAACUUCUGAGUAGUUCUCAGCUCCCUGGUGCUUUAUCUGGGUCCUCCGCCACAUUGAAGAAAACACAAGAGCAAAUUCAUCUAUUGAAGAGCACAUUUGCAAGGACCCAGUGGCCAUCACCCCAGGAGUAUGACCAGCUGGCAUCUCAGACUGGGCUCACGAGAACUGAAAUAGUUCGCUGGUUCAAGGAGAACCGGUCUUCAUUAAGAACAGGGUCACUUAAAUGGAUUGACCAGUACCAGCAGCAGUUUGCUGGUGAUGGUCAUAACAAGCAAAGCCAGAAAAAGAGCUCGAAACACAUUGAGAGUCCAAAGAAUGGUAAUGAGGUGUCUCGGCAGCAUUACCAGGAGCAUAAAAAACUGAAUGAAGAGAAUGGGGGGAAACCAGUGGUGAGAGCAAAAAGAGACUGCGAGCCACUGAAGGACUCUUUGUUGGGGAAUCAAGCAGAGGGGGUGGACAGGCUGGAGUGCAGCAACAGCCACGAUGGCCACGGCAGUGAGGAGAACGAGGAACCAGCAGAGGUCAGCUGGGUGGAGGUGACAGUGGGCGAGGACGAUGCUGCCUCAGACUGUACGGACAGCUGGAGCCAAACGGCCCCCGAGGGCCACACAGAGCUGCCAGACUUAGACUCUGAAAGUAUACCUGGAGACAAUUCCCACGUAUAGACAGGGGUUCUCCUCAGCUGCACUGUCCUGAUGUUGAAGGGGAAAUGCUCUCUGAAAAUAGAAGAAAACUCUAUUUUCCUGUCUGGGUGAGAGAGUGUGUUGUGACUCCAAGUCUCAAACCGUGCUUGUGGAGGCACAAUGAGAAGAAAUACUCUCGUGGAGCAUCACCAUGGAAUUGUUGAUAGUGCCAAAGUCCUACUACUGCAUUACAGAAGAGAAGAAAGAAAGAGGAAAGGGUCCUUGUACAUAGUUUUCUCUUAGUUUCUCUCCCACCCACUUUCCUGCCCAGCCUCUUCCUCUACUGGAACAGAUUUGUACAACAUAAACAUUUUGUUAAUUUUUGUAAUAGGUGCAAGUUAUUCUUGCAUAUAAUGCAGUUGAGAAAUUUUGGGUUUGGGGUUGGUUGGGGGGAGGGAAGUGUUUUUUGUGGAGGAGGGAGAUUUUUUUUUUCCUGAAGUGUUUUAAAAACGAGUUGCAAUCUUUUGGAGUUGUCUUGGUGCAGAUCAACACCUGAGCCCAGAUCCCCACUCCAGUUUACAUUUCAGACCAGUUAAACGUGUUCUGGAGAAGUGGGGUUUGUCUUUUUGUUUGUUUUUUUUUCUUGUUUUUUUGACUUUUUUGUUUUGUUCUAUGGCCACCUGCUACUGAUUGAAAUAUUUAAAUCUCUGCUUUUCCAUGCUCCUACGAGGCAAGUCUUCUCCAGCUCCCGUACUUCACUUUUCACCAGCCAGCCCCAUCUGUGGGUCUCUGAAGAUUUGGCUAGAAUGCCUUUUUUUGAUUGUUGGUUUGGUUUUGGGGGUUUUUUUAGCACUUUUUGUUUAAACAUGCAUUACAACUCCCAGAGGAGUUGGAAUGAGGAAAUGAAGAUGCUUCAUAAUCCAAAUUUAUUUGUGUUUCUUUGGCUGGUACAGUGAUGGACACCACAACCAGCAGCUGCCCUCCAGCUUUAGACGUUGUAGCGCACAACAGAAGUUUCUUAUUAACCCUUGCCACUAAAUUUUUAGAUCACUCUUAGGUUCCUGACUGCACUUUUUUUCAAAUACUGCUAAUUUGGAUUUGUGUGGGGAUGUUUGUCUGUGCAUGUGUGAGGAGGGAGUAGAGGGGAGCAGGAGCCUGAGUGCAAGAGCUGUCCAGUGUGUUCCUCUGACGAGCUGGGGAUGGAAAACUUGCCCACCUUUCAGUACGCUGCACAAAUAGGAUGUAGGGAGUUUGAAUAAAUCCAACUUUUCUAACUUGUUGCUCAUUUGUUGUAACUCAAUAAAACAAAGGCUAAAAAUUUUGGUAACUUUUUUCUCAACUCUUUUGUUUUACUCUAAAAUAAAUAAAUAAAACCCAAGAAAACCAAACCCUACCCAACCUCAGCCCAAACUUUGUGCACAGGAGUUUGAUGUCUUUAGAGCUGCAAUGAGGGUUUUACUGGUUUUGCAGUAUUUGGCAAAUACUGACUCUAUUAAAGUGAACUCCAUGAAUACUAAUGUUUAUUCCCCCUUGUCAGUGAGCUGUUUCCUGCAAGAAGGAUGCAGACAGUGCCUGGGAAUGAGCCUUUGGGGAACACCUUUUAUUUUGAUUGCAGAUUCACAAACUGAAUGGAUGAAUGAAACCACCCCUGUGAUUCACCCAUAUGUAGUUAUUUUUAUUAACCAUCAGCACAACAUAUAACUGUAGAGGGAGGUUUGCAGUGGGUGGCAACAAGUGAAUUCCCUUGCAGUAAAGUUGUCUGGUUCGUUGCUGAACAGGAGUGACUGGAUGGGACGGCACUUUGUUCGCUGCAUUUGUGUGCAGAAGGUGGGGAAGUGACAUCGGCUGCUCCCUGGACAAAGGCUGCCAGACAGGGAGCACGCACAUGUCCCAUCACACACAGCUCGGGUGUUCAGCUGCAGGGUGGAGGCAGAUGCCUGUGCAGUCCUGGAUGCACAGAUCGGGUGACCGAAAAGAAAAUGCAUCUGAAGAUGCUUGUCCAGAACUCCGAAGCUGUAACUGAAACUAAUUGCCACUGUUCUUUCCAUUGCUUGUAUGAAAGGAUGGUAAUAGUUUAAUUGCCCUUAUGAAGGUUUUAACAGCCACUUGAUGGCUUAGUAUUGCAGUUUGCUUCUCUCCUGUCUGACAUGUGUUGUACAUCUGUGUGUUUGGAGCACUGACCUACUUAACUAGCAGUGCUCCUAGGGAGCUUAGGAAGAACAAGACCCACCUGGGUUUUUCUGUAGUUGUACAUCCCAGAUACAGUGGAUGAGGGCACAGGACUGGGGCUCUUUGAGAUCUCUGCAAUUCAAAUAAAACAAUAGCAGUGGCCCUGCAGUCUGUCAUCACACAGAUAAUAUGUCUGAGGCUGUCCCCCAGCAAAGAGACUGGCCAGGGACUGGCACAGCCGUGGCCAGCGUGGGCAGCCUGGUGGCACUGAGGGGCUUUGUGCAGGCAGGUCGUGGUGUGGUACCAGACCUUCACCCAGCAGAGCCGAGCCCAGGACCCCUUUUGGCUGAGCUUAAAGCAGCCCAGGUGCCCCCAGAGGCUGCUUCAGUGGCUGUGGAGCCGGGCAGUGGAAGCAGGCUUUGUGUUUAAUUAACACAGCCACAGUGACUGUGUUUCUAGGAGAGUGCCAGCAGCAAGGGACAAAGGGGACAUUAUUUGUGCACAGCGGCCAUUAGGGACAGGGCCUUGGGCUUUCGUGUCACACCAUGAAAACGCUGCUGCCACCGAGCUUGCUCGCACAGCCCUGCAGCCCCAGAGCUGCUGCUGGCACCACGGCCAGCAGGGCCUGUCCUGCAGAGCCCUGCAACGAGGGGACAGCUCGGGGCAGCCUUUCCUGGGCAGGGUCCCCCAGCAGCAGCAGCCCCUGGUGCUCAGGUGUUGAUUGAUGCCUUCCACAAUGCACUUUAACCUCAGUGUUGAAGUUUCUAAUCAGAAGAAACCUAGUUAAACACAAAAUGAAAAUAAAUCAGAUUUUUAAACUUGUACAAGAUCAAAAUGAGGCUUAUAGAAAAAUCUGUCACUGGGAAGUCAGUAAGAACUUGAUUUAGGUGGCCUCUACUUUUUUAAUUUUGUCUGAUUUUUGCUGACAAGGAUUUUCAUUGUAUACACACAUUACUUCUGCUCAGUCCAUAAGAUGCUGGGAAGCUCUGUGCUGGUGUUAGAGAUCUGUGGGCUCCAAGUACAUAAUAACACACAGUUUAGACAUGCCAGAAGCCUUAUUAAAAGGGAAUAGUGAGAGACCACUCAGACAACACAGAAGGGCAUCACAGAAUGGUUUGGAUCACAAGAAACAAUUAAAGAUCAUCUCAUUCAUCACCACUGCACUGAGCAGGGACAUCUUUCAAUAGACCAGGUGGCUCAAAGGCCCAUUUAACCAAGCCUUGGGAACUUCUGGAGCAGCAACUUAAGCAACUAUCAACUCCCUGCAGUCUAAAUUAUUCAGUUCAGUUUUCUCAAA
Motacilla alba alba is the source of this 6320-nucleotide messenger RNA. It is a transcript of the gene ZHX2, whose product is annotated as zinc fingers and homeoboxes 2. Bases 395 to 2896 code for a protein of 833 amino acids. Gene Ontology annotation, cellular component: nucleus. Gene Ontology annotation, molecular function: DNA binding; DNA-binding transcription factor activity, RNA polymerase II-specific. Lineage: Eukaryota; Metazoa; Chordata; Aves; Passeriformes; Motacillidae. The record is from RefSeq and is a predicted model, not a curated record. The transcript is spliced from 4 exons. Gene Ontology annotation, biological process: regulation of transcription by RNA polymerase II.